This is a messenger RNA of Mesocricetus auratus (golden hamster), 1818 nucleotides long. RefSeq names its product coenzyme Q6, monooxygenase (gene Coq6). The coding region runs from base 143 to 1675 and encodes 510 amino acids. The record is from RefSeq and is a predicted model, not a curated record. Gene Ontology annotation, biological process: ubiquinone biosynthetic process. Gene Ontology annotation, molecular function: oxidoreductase activity, acting on paired donors, with incorporation or reduction of molecular oxygen, NAD(P)H as one donor, and incorporation of one atom of oxygen; 2-octaprenyl-6-methoxyphenol hydroxylase activity; FAD binding. Gene Ontology annotation, cellular component: mitochondrion. The transcript has 12 exons. NCBI's taxonomy places the organism in Eukaryota, Metazoa, Chordata, Mammalia, Rodentia, Cricetidae.
UGUGAUUGGCUUAUUCUCUUCGCCCGCCUUAUUUCCGGUUCUAAAGAGAAGGCUAAAGCAGUACAGGGUUGAAGGCCUCUGCCCCGGAAGCACUAUCUCGGAGGGGGUCCGUGAGGAGUCCAGAGCGCAGGCGCAGCUCACUAUGGCGGCCUGCAUUGGCUCGAUGACCGGCUUGCUGAGCGUCCGCUGGGGGACGGCCGGACGAGGCCCUCUCGUUGCCUGCCGGCGAUGGGCGGGCUCCUCGGCCGACACCGUGUACGAUGUGGUGGUGUCAGGAGGAGGCCUGGUGGGCGCUGCCAUGGCUUGUGCCUUGGGGCAUGAUAUUAAUUUUCGUGACAAGAAAAUCCUGUUGCUGGAAGCAGGUCCAAGAAAAGUCCUGGAUAAAUUGUCAGAAACUUACAGCAACAGAGUCAGCUCCAUUUCCCCCGGUUCUGCAACCCUUCUCAGUAGUUUUGGUGCAUGGGACCACGUCUGCAACAUGCGGUGCAAAGCUUUCCGGCGGAUGCAGGUGUGGGAUUCCUGCUCAGAGGCCUUGAUCAUGUUCGAUAAGGACAACUUAGAUGACAUGGGCUACAUAGUGGAAAAUGAUGUCAUCAUGCAUGCUCUCACCAAGCAGCUGGAGGCUGUGGCAGACCGUGUGAAGGUUCUCUACAGGAGCAAAGCUGUUGGCUAUGCCUGGCCUGGUCCAUUUUCCAUGGCAGACUCCAGCCCUUGGGUCCAUAUUACCCUAGGUGAUGGCAGCACCCUCCAGACCAAACUGUUGAUUGGUGCUGAUGGGCACAACUCAGGAGUAAGGCGAGCUACUGGGAUCCAGAAUGUCAGCUGGCCCUAUGACCAGUCUGCUGUGGUGGCCACUCUGCAUUUAUCAGAGGCCACAGAAAACAAUGUAGCCUGGCAGAGAUUUCUUCCCUCUGGGCCUAUUGCUUUGCUUCCGCUCUCAGAUACCUUGAGUUCCUUGGUUUGGUCCACAUCCCAUGACCAUGCAGCAGAGCUGGUCAGCAUGGAUGAGGAAGAGUUUGUGGAUGCCAUCAACUCUGCCUUUUGGAGUGACGCUAACCACACAGACUUCGUGGACUCGGCCAGCACCAUGAUGCACUAUGUUGUCUCCCUUCUGAAGCCAACUAAGUUCUCAGCUCGUCAGCUGCCCCCAAGUAUAGCCAAGGUGGAUGCUAAAAGCAGAGCCCUCUUUCCUCUGGGGCUGGGACAUGCCUCGGAAUACGUCCGGCCUCGGGUGGCACUCAUUGGUGAUGCAGCCCACAGAGUGCAUCCGCUUGCAGGACAAGGAGUCAACAUGGGCUUUGGGGAUGUUUCCAGCUUGGUUCGUCACCUCAGUUCAGCGGCCUUCAAUGGGAAGGACUUAGGUUCCAUGAGCCACCUUACAGGCUAUGAAACAGACAGACAGCGUCAUAACACUGCUCUUCUGGCUGCUACUGACCUAUUGAAAAGGCUCUAUUCAAGCAGGGCCACGCCACUGGUGCUGCUCAGGACAUGGGGCUUGCAGGCCACGAACGCAGUGCCUCCUCUCAAACAGGCACUGGUGUUCAUGGGAGUACAUACGACAGCAAACAUGCGGAGACUGAAGAAAACUUCCAGGAGUUCAUCUCUCCUUCCACGGGGGAUUACAAUCAUCCAACCCGAUUGUCGGGCUUGUGUGGCAAGUGCCUUUACCUGCUGAGGUUCUUACAGCUGAAAGAAAUCGGAGUCCUGGGAGGAGUGUGACCUGUGCCAUGUUUCUCCCUUAGUCACCAUGGACGUUUCAUUAUGAAGACACCUGUCCUCUCCCUGCCAUGACCAAGUACCACUCACCCUUUCCUUUUU